AUGAUUUCAGGGUUUUUAGUUUUUAUUUCGCUGGUGGUGGCACUUGGCGGGUUCGUGUAUGGUGUCGAUUCGGGGAUUAUCGCUACAACACUUGGCCAUGACAGCUUCAAGUACUACAUGCUUGGUCCCACGGGCAUCAAUGCUCCACUGACUGGCGCUAUCGUGUCCUUGUACAAUGUCGGCCAGGCCAUUGGCACCUUUGCGGCAGGGUACUCGGCCAACAAAUUUAGUAGGCGAUGGACAAUCUGUGGGAGUGCUAUCAUAGCGAUAAUCGGCGCGGUAUUACAAACCGCAUCGAUCAAUGCUGGUAUGAUGAUUGCUGGACGCUUCUUCGCUGGUGCUGGCUGUGGAAUUCUCCUGACAGUCGUUCCGAUCUACAUCGCCGAGGCGUCGCCUCCACAAAAUCGUGGUAUGAUCGUUGGUCUGCAGGGGAUGAUGAUCGCUAUCGGAUUUUUCGCAGCCAACUGGAUUGGAUAUGGCGGUGCAUAUGCAAAGGGUAACGCGCAGUGGCGUAUCCCGCUGGCAAUGCAGAUUCCGGGUCCUCUUCUGCUGGUGAUUGGGUGCUGCUUCAUUCCCUAUAGUCCUCGGUGGUUGGUCCAACAAGAACGGCAUGAAGAAGCUCGUGCGGUUCUAGUCGCCUUACAUGGCAAAGACAAUGAAACUCUUGUCGACCAGGAGUUAUUCCAGAUACGAGAACAAAUCCAACUGGAAGCAUUGGCCGGCACAAGCUUCUACUCCGCCCUGCGGCAGCUACUUUCAAGACGCCAUAUCCGCCGCACCACGCUAGCCUGCUUCAUACUCGUCAUGAGCCAGUUCAGCGGCUCCUCCGUCAUCCAGAACUACCAAAGCAUAUUUUACAAGGCCGUCGGCUUCACCGGCAAAACAUCCCUACUUAUCAGUGGCGUAUACGGCAUCAUGGGCGUGAUAGGCCAGGUGAUCUACCUUUUCAUCGCUGCUGACAGGUGGCCUCGAGUCCGUACGUUGUGGGUAGGAUCGAUCUUCCUAUCCGCCAUGGUCGCCAUCUGCAUGGCGUUAUCGGCCAUUUAUGGAUCGGGUACGACCAACGUUAACGGCGCCCGCGGCGCCAUCGCCAUGAUUUUCAUAUAUUCCGCAGGGUAUGCCGUUUUCUUCAAUGCCAUGGUUUGGGUAAUUCCUUCAGAACUCUUCCCGUUCAUUCUCCGGUCGGCGGGAAUGGGCCUAUGCGUCUUCACCAAGUCAGUGGCGGCUAUCAUCUUGUCCCAGAUCACCCCCGUGGCUCUCGAAAAUGUCGGAUGGAGGUACUACGCGCUCUUCAUUGCGACCAAUUUCGCCGCAGCGUUGGUGUACUAUUUCUUCUUGCCCGAGACCGGUGGUAAAUCGCUCGAGGAAAUUGCGGAGCUCUUCGGCGAUACUUUGGCCACUGCACGCCUCGAUCAGAUGGAGGGAGAUGAGAAAGCUGUGCAGCCUGUCCAUGUGGAAAGAGUGGUGUGA
Penicillium subrubescens is the source of this 1470-nucleotide messenger RNA. Its product is annotated as sugar porter family MFS transporter. NCBI's taxonomy places the organism in Eukaryota, Fungi, Ascomycota, Eurotiomycetes, Eurotiales, Aspergillaceae. Gene Ontology annotation, cellular component: membrane. Bases 1 to 1470 code for a protein of 489 amino acids. Gene Ontology annotation, biological process: transmembrane transport; carbohydrate transport. The record is from RefSeq and is a predicted model, not a curated record. The transcript has 5 exons. Gene Ontology annotation, molecular function: carbohydrate:proton symporter activity.